Drosophila mojavensis is the source of this 5158-nucleotide messenger RNA. RefSeq lists its product as uncharacterized. Lineage: Eukaryota; Metazoa; Arthropoda; Insecta; Diptera; Drosophilidae. Bases 309 to 4802 code for a protein of 1497 amino acids. The transcript is spliced from 9 exons. Gene Ontology annotation, molecular function: microtubule binding; ADP binding. The record is from RefSeq and is a predicted model, not a curated record.
AAAAAAAUAACAUAAAUAACAAACUGAUAGACAGUAACGAGAUCUGCAUCUGUGUGUGUUCUUGCAAAAAAAAGUCUUAAAAACCUGCCACAAAUAUCUUUAAAUUAAGGGAAUAAUAUAUAUUCGUAGUCAUUCGCGUUUUUGGGUUGUGCAUCUUGUGUAAAUGAGUAAAAUAUUGGAAAUCAGCUGUACAUACAAUAACAAAAUUUCUAAGUGCCAAAGUCACAAGAAACUGCGAUCGAAUUCAUCAAAUCAACAUUUGAGUAUACAAAUGUAUGUAAAUAUACUUGUGCAUAACAUCGACAUAAAUGAGUAUCUGCGAAAUGUCUGAAAUAAAAUAUUGCUACAAGGAUAUAAUCCCAGUAUUCCUGGAAGAUUUCAAAAAGGAUUUUGAUUGCAAGGACAUUGAGGAGGCUUUGCGGGCAAUAUUGAAAAAAGAGGAAGUUGAUAAUAUUGUGAAUGAGUCACAUCCAUUGCAAACAUAUCGUUUAUUUUGGACGUUGCGAGACCAAGGAAAGAAUGUUGUUAAAAGAUUUGUCGAAGAAGUGCUGAAAGAUUCACAUGGGCCCAAUUAUGGAUUCCUACUAUCUGCAAUACAGAAAGAGUGUAAAGAACCCAGCUUGAAUACCAAAAAUUAUAUUUCCAAAGUCGACCGGUUGUAUAACGACAACCAAAAGUUCACGAAAUAUAAUGUGUCAAGAAUUGAACAGUAUUUGGAAUUGCAGAAAGCUCUGCUCGAGCUAAGACCUUCUAAAAACGUUUUAGUUGAAGGAGAUCUUGGGGCUGGCAAACAGUGGCUUGCUUUAGACGUUUGCUCUUCGUACGUUGUGCAACAAAAAAUGGAUUUUAACAUAUUUUGGUUAGAUGUGAGAACAUGCUGCUCACCAAAAAGUCGUUUGGAAGCACUCCAAUCGUUUCUUUACAUAAUUGACCACAACCAGCAAGUGAAUUGCGAUGGCAGCAUUCAGUUACAGACUGAGUGGUUGAAGUCUAAAUUAAGUGAUAAGCUGAAGAGUGAGCUAUACAAAAAUUGUCUUCUGGUUUUACGUAACGUGCAGAACAAAGAAACGUGGGAAGCAUUUAAUCUGGGAUGUAAAAUACUACUAACCACGCGACAGAAAAACGUAGUAAAUUUUUUGUCGACUUUAACGACAACUCAUGUGACACUUAAAGAUGCUCUUAGUCCUUUUGAAACAGAGUCUCUUUUUUCCAAAUUCCUACCUGAAAUUACAUACGAGUCACUUAAGAAGCUAACGGUAACACUUAUACAAGAAAAAAAAACAAAUCCUCUUCUACUGACCACAAUCGCAAGGAGUAUUCGUGAUGAUCAUUGCACCAUUGAUAACUGGGAUCAGAGAAACUCGGAAAAAUUGACUUCAAUUAUAGAAACCACCUUAAAUGUAUUGAAUUCCGAUGAGAGGCAACUGUAUAAAAAUUUAUUUAUAUUUCCUAAAUCUGCUUAUAUACCUCUACACCUUUUAGGCAUCGUAUGGCCAGGUAAUGACCCGAUAACCAUCGUCAAUAAAUUAUAUAAGUAUUCCUUAAUUAAAAAGCAUUUAGACAGUAAAAAACGUAUGACAAUAACCCUUCCUAGCAUUUAUUUUGAGCUGAGCAUACAUAUAGUGAAUGAGGCUGUACUCCAUAGAAAAAUUAUUGAGCACUAUAACAUACCUCAAGUUUUUGAUGAAACAAAUGGAUUACUAAUACCAAAUCUGGACAGCUAUUUUUAUAAACACAUUGGUCACCACAUCAGCAAGAUCAAUGAUAAUAUAGAGCGUGAGACAUUAUUUCGGAAAGUAUAUCUUGACUUCCGUUUCCUCGAUCAAAAAAUUCGAAAUGAUUGUACACCAUUGGGUGCUCGGGGCUAUGUGUUACCUACUUUGCAGGUUCUUAGACUAUACGAAGCGCAAAUAAUUAAUGAGAAACAAUACAUGUGUGCACAUCAAUCAUCUGAUUAUAAAGAUAAUGAUAAUGUAUAUUAUGACUUGCUCCUUAAUGCGUUGAUAACCUUUUUGCUUAAUGCUGAAGAGAAGUUAAUAAGAUCCGAGUUCAGCUGUCUAUUACAAAUUGCACUCAUGACUGAAGUAGGAGUAGUCUACGAUGAAGCAUUUCGCCAAGCACAGCGCUUGCCUUCUUAUGUGUGGUUUACAGAAUGUGGGCAAUCCAAUCCGCAUCGACAAAUUAUUAAUUUGGGCAAACAUCAGGUGCGACACGCAAUAUAUCUGGACGAUGACUAUUGUCUAAUGGCAUUAAGCAAUCAACAACUGUUACUUACAGACGUCUCAUUAGAUGGAGACGUGUCCUAUUUGCUUAGCGAUAACAAUGAUCUGUAUGACAUAGUGGAGAUGUGUGUAUUCAACAAGCACAAACAUCUGUUAACGCUGUACAGCAACGGAAGCUUAAAACUUUGGUCACUGCAGCACCUUCUUCGUCGACGUAAUACCGAUUCCUCUGUAAGGCCACGGCUUGGCCAAGUGGCCAAGCACUCGAAAAUAUUUUGCAAUGUGAAGUUUGUUAAUAACGACGUUCAACGUUUGACUAAUACGUCAGCGGAUCAAAAAAUAUGUUCAUUUUUUCUUGAAGAGAAAGACGAUGAAGACGAAAAUAUCUUCAUACAACUGCAUGUGGCUUUUAAUAAUGGAGAUAUUUGCAUAUGCGACUGGGAAAACAAGGAAGAAAAAUUCAAGCAAUCGCAUACACCAAUUUUAAAAACCCAACAGCGAAAGUUACGAUGUUUUUCAAAAUUAAUGGACCGAUUUUAUGUGCUAUGCACAGUUGAUUGUAAAUUAACAGUCUGGGACCUGCGUCGUGGCUCAAAAGAAACAGAACAUGAUUUCGGAAAUGAAGAAGCUCUCAAAAUGGAAACUUAUAUAGAUAAAAAUGAAGAUUACACAAUGUUAUUACUAAUAUUUAAAUCGCGGGUUUGGCAACUACGAUUCAAGCAUUCUGACAAUAAUAGUACUAUAGUUAAAAAACCGCUGCAUUUCACUGAUAUGGAUGCCGUAUCUAUCACAUGCGGCAAAUUAUCCAAAGACGGCCGAUAUUUAGUUCUUGGAACAGUUCAAGGUCUUAUUGUAUAUGACUUGAAAGUUUUUGAUUCUGUGUUGCGAAGCAACAUCAGUGAACAUAUUAUUUGCUUGGAUAUCUAUGAUUUGAAUAGCCCAAAACUAAAAUAUAUUGUUUUAUGCGGAGCAGCUGGAAAAAGUAUAUUACAUUUGUAUACUUUAAGAAAUAUUCCAGCCAAUGAAAAUCAGUCUAUAACUUGGGCUCAUAAAGCUAAAAGAGAAAGUUAUUCAAAUAACACAACGGUUGAUCUACAAUCCUAUCUUGAGCCUAAUGUAUACCUUCGCCCGCUUUUGAUAAAAUGUAAUAAUGAUACACUAUUAGCCGUUGAUUCCAGGUCACGUAUUCACAAAAUUCAAAUAGAAGACGGUGAAUCCCACUGGUCAAUGAUAACAACACCUCUGAUGGAUCGAAAUAGUCAUAUAACAGCUUUAUGCACUUGUAAAAAUAAUAAUAUUUUUGCUGGUUAUAGCAAUGGAGUUAUCUUUAACAUAAGCAAAAACGAAAAGCUGCUGCAAGAGUAUUCAACCAAUCAAGUUGAUUAUAUAAAUAUGAUUAACUCAACAAUUUUAAUUACAUCAUCUAAAACAUCAUCUAAGUACGCUACUUUAAUUUUCAACUUAUCAAAAUUAGAGAUGAAUACAGCGUCCUCAUCAAUUUGGCCGAUAAAGCUUUCGAAAUAUACUAUGUCUGCUCGACUUUUUAACGAGCAUUUUCUUCUUAUUUUUACAGAGAAUGGCGUGAUUAGCAUAGAUUUGUAUAGUCCUCAGCAGAUACAUCAUUUUGUUGGACCUUAUGAUCGGUUGGUUGGAUUUGAUAUGAAUGAACACCGACUUUACUUAGCCUUUAUAAAUCGCACUGUUAAGAUUUGUGAAGUUAAUAGUACAGGCCAUAAGUUAAACUAUAAAUCUCUCUGCAAAGAAAAUAUAAAAUGUCAAGAUAUAAUUAAUGAAUUGACAGUCACACAUGACGGUAAAUUAGUUGCUAUUGGCUUUAAAAAUGGACAAAUUAAGAUUUAUAUAUAUGAUAACCAACGUUUGGAAUUUAUUUUUACCAUAUCACAAGGACAUGAGCCCUGUCAAUCAAUUAAGAUGCUCUUCUCACCAUGCAAACAGAUUCUUGUUAGUUGCGCAGAACGAUUAUGUUUUUGGGACGUGAACUAUAUUCUUAGUAAUCGAAUGACUGCCAAAUGUCGGAGCAGGCGAUAUAAUCGGGAUCUGCAUCACUCACAGUUUCUGCCAAAAGGUCACGAGGAAGUCGAUGCGUCCCCAUGGUCAGGCGUACCUAAAGAUCUCAAAGAACCAUUGACUGUGUCAAAUUCUUCAAAAAGUAUUAAUAUGCACCUGGAAGCUGAGCAAAACAGAGCAUAUCUUUGGAGGGGGAAAAGGGGACACGCUAAGUUCCCGGCAUUGCUAGCGUGUAUCACAUUUGUAGGAAACAAAGGAUUGUCUUUCUAUGCUAAUGUUGAUUUUACUCAGUUUUAUGCUAUAGAUAACGAGGGAGUAUUUUAUCACCUAAAGAUAUUGGAGUUUUUAAGUGAGUAUAAACCAAAGUUGUCGAGUACAGGAUUAGUACGGGAUGUUGGUCUUGAGUUUAGUAGUUAUCAGGGUGUAAUGCAUCUACCGUGUAUCGCUGAUGGUAAUAAUGGUAUCGAUGUUGUAGGAAAUUCGAAUUUGAGUUCGAAUUGUUUUCUGUCUGAAAAAAAUACACAAGUAUACGAUCCAUCUAAUGUGAUUUGACGCCAAUUGUGCGCAACAUUUUUGCGCACAGAAAACAUAUGUCGAUACGCAAUGAUAGGACUAUUUUUAUAUUAUGUAUUAUUAUUAUAUAUUCUUAUGUACUAAUAGUUGAAUGUAUUAUUCUAAUGGGCUGUAAUUUUUUAAUUAUAGAAAGUAGCCUUUUCUAUAAUUAAAAAUCAAAGCUACUGUGAUUAUAAGGCUUAGGUUCAUAUGUACAUAUGUAUAUAAUUUUUGAAACGAUAACAAAAUAUCUAAGAUCGUAAAUAAGAUUACUGUUUAAUGUUGUACAUAUUUGUAAACACAUGGAAAUAUUAAAAAAGAAAUAAAAUUAUAUUUUAUAAAAUAUGUAAUUAGUA